GGCGUAUAUAAGGCCCGCCGGCCCGGCCCAAGUCAGUCAUUCACCGGACUACCAGCCCAAUACACACACCAAACAUGAAGGCCUUUAUUGUGUUCGCCUGCUUAGCCGUCGCGACGGCCCGCGCUGGAAUCGCCCACGGUGGCGGAUAUGGUGGCUAUGGUGGUGCCGGUUUGGCCAUCACCGGACACGGCCUGCGUGGUGGUGCCGGUCUGACUGGUGGACUCGCCGCUGGUGCUGGAACCGCUGCCUCCCUCCAGGGUGGUGCCUCCAGCUUGGGAUCUGGUGGUCUUGGUGCCAGCUAUGCUGCUGGUGCGGCGGCGGCGGCUGGUGCUGCUGGAGUUCAGCAGAUCGUCUCUGGUGGAGUCUAUGGUGGCAGGUCUGACAUCGGACCCGCUGAGGGACCCAAGGCCAACGUUGGACCCCAGACCGGACCAUCUGAUCUCGUAGGACCCCAGGAGGGAGCCAAGUCCAUUGGUGGACCCCGCACUGGCCCCGCCAGUCUUGUAGGACCCGCUGCCGGCCCAUCCACCCUCGUUGGACCGUCCCAGGGAACCGCCACCCUCGUAGGACCAUCCCAGGCUACCGCUAACCUCGUUGGACCCAGCUACGGAGGUGUUGCCUUCUACGCCGGAUCUGGUGGCAUCAACGGUGAUGACGGAAGCUCUGGUGUUGCUGCUAACGCCGCGCCUGGUGCUGGUCUCGGUGGAAUCGGCCUUGGCGGUGCUGGACUCGGCCUUGGCGGUGCUGGACUCGGCCUUGGCGCUGGUGGUGCUGGUGCCAUUGCUGUCAUCGGAGGUGGUGCUGGAAUCGGUGGUGGAUAUGGUGCCCUCGGUGGUGGUGAUGCCGGAGUUGCUGUGAUCAACGGACCAUCUGGCGCCAUCCACGCUGGACUCGGCGCUCACGGAGCCGUCAUCCCCGCGCCCAUCAAGUGGGCGUAGACGUUUUAAGACCCCAGCGAUCUCGGCUCGGCGACGGCGGCAAACCCACCACAGUCACUUACCGGUCUCGAACGAUCCUCAAACGCGCUCAACGUCUUCUUCCCAAAGCUUCGUCCAGUCUCGGAACAUAGCCGGUGCAGCCCUCGGUUUUAGUGAUAUGAUCAGUCAAACACUCGGAACACACACGGAACGGUCGAAUCGGUCGUGCAUACGUACACCGCGAGCCGAUAUGAAGCGCGCGAUCCGGAGGACAGACGGAUAAGAUCGUGAGAGGACGGCACCGAGAUUUCGGCCUACGUGAUCCGCGGCCUCGCGUCGUUUGCUCCUCGUUCUCGACCCGCUAUACAACCGGGUAAAAUUUAGUCAAUUACCGUUCAUCGAGAGACCAACGAUAAAGGAAGCUCGGCGGCGGGCCGCGGUUUUACCGGUCUUGGCGUACGAACACCUCGCCGUACCUCGACGAGCUUUCACCCGCGAAUUGGCGAACGUCGUCUUUCGGACACUAUCAAACACUACUUAAACGCGACGCGCAUUUCCGAGUUGCGACCGUGUGCCGCAAAGCCACCCCGUGCGCACACGCGUAUCACGCUGCACCGUCAUGAGCCUAGCGAGUGGGCGAGCUUUGGCACUUCGUCGUCGGAUCAACCGGAUUUGUUCUGUUUUCUGAACAUCUACCGUUGCUCCGGCUGGAAACCUUCUUUUUCUUACGUCUUCCACCAUCCGUAAGGCCGCCGCUCUUCACGCACAUAUCUAUUUCUCUCUUUUUCCACGGGUCGCUUCCAUGGCGUUCCCGGCAUGUUGUUAUACGUACCGCCGCACCCCAAGCAUACAUAUUAUUAUUACUCGCGUCCAUGCGCACAUAUGUUCUUCUUAUAUAUAUGUAAACAUAUUACUUCCGCGCAU
Temnothorax curvispinosus is the source of this 1841-nucleotide messenger RNA. RefSeq names its product spidroin-1-like (gene apd-3). Lineage: Eukaryota; Metazoa; Arthropoda; Insecta; Hymenoptera; Formicidae. The record is from RefSeq and is a predicted model, not a curated record. Bases 75 to 938 code for a protein of 287 amino acids. The transcript has 4 exons.